UGCUGAAGCAUCUCCUUGACUGCAGUUGUGACUGAAGAAUCUCACUAGCUUCAAGACCGAUGGCAACUCUUCUCACUUUAGUGGGGCUGCUCUGCUUCUGUGGUCUCUCUCUAAGCAACGGAUGUAAACGGGAACUUCUGGUGAAUGUAGAUUUUCCAGGACAGGACAUAACACGUCUCUUCUCUCCUGACACCAAGCACUGUCAGCAACUGUGCACCCAGCACUCCUCCUGUCGCUUCUUCAGUUUUAUCCGGUCUGACUGGACCAAAGAUAAGAGCCAAUUCUUCUGCCACCUCAAAGGCAGCCACACUGGACAGCCUAAAGUUCAGAAACAUGUAGUGGGAAUCACCUCUGGCUUUUCUCUCAAAUCGUGUCACCCAGACCCACUGCCUUGUCUGCCUCAUGUGUACCAUGACGUGGACUUCUACGGGGCAGACUUCAGAAGCUUGUUCACAGCAGACUAUGAGGAGUGUCAGAGAGCCUGCACAAGUGAUCCUACCUGUCAGUUCUUUACUUUUCUCACACAUACCUUUCCAGCUUCAAAGUACAGGUAUAAGUGCCACCUUAAAUUCAGCUCUACCGUGCCUGGGUCACCUGUAAUAGUUCGAACUGGUCCUGUAAUAUCUGGAUUCUCUCACAGUAUAGGAGACAUAUCUAAAAAAUGUAGCACAGCAUGUGAGGGCAAGCUGUUUCCAAACACUGACAUCACAAUGCACAGCAUCAAUGUUCCACUUGCUGCCUCUCCUGAACACUGUCAGGCAUUGUGCUCUGCUCAUCCACUCUGCACCUCCUUUACAUACGUCAGCGCUGAUUUUAAAUGUCACAUGAAGGGCAGUACACAAGAAUUAAUCACCCGACCUAGAAAGGGAUUCACAUCUGGGUUACCUGUGCGCUUCUGUCAUCUGCAUAACAAAUGGCUGAAGAAAAUUUAUGCAGGAAUAAAUUUCCCGCAUAACGACAUUCGACAUUUCCAGUCGUACAACUUUGGGACAUGCCAGAAAACCUGUACCGCGGAUCCCAACUGCCAGUUCUUCAGCUAUGUAACUGACAAGUCCCCUGCCAGGCGCCUCUGCUUCCUUAAGCGUGUUAUCACCAUGCCUGCUCCUCCGAGAAUUACCAAAUUGGCCAAUGCUGUGUCUGGAUUCUCCCUGAAGAACUGUCACUAAAAAGUCAUUGUUUGAAUCCAAAAAUUCAAUAAACAGAUACUGAGAUAAAUGCAUAAACACACAUAAUCCAUCCAAUCAACAUCAACACAAUUAACCUAUAAUUAACAUAUAAUCAUUGUAAUCAAUAUCAAUGUAAUUCACAUAUAAUCAUUGUAAUCAAUAUCAAUAUAAUUCACACAUAAUCAAUGCAAUCAAUAUGAGUGUAAUCAAUAUAUAAUCCAAUAA
Messenger RNA from Larimichthys crocea (large yellow croaker), 1391 nucleotides. RefSeq names its product coagulation factor XI. Gene Ontology annotation, cellular component: extracellular region. Bases 60 to 1166 code for a protein of 368 amino acids. Gene Ontology annotation, molecular function: protein binding. NCBI's taxonomy places the organism in Eukaryota, Metazoa, Chordata, Actinopteri, Sciaenidae. The transcript is spliced from 9 exons. Gene Ontology annotation, biological process: proteolysis. The record is from RefSeq and is a predicted model, not a curated record.